AUGCAGAUAGAGGGUGUGGAUUACAUAGAGAGAUUUUCACCUGUGGCCAAAUCUGUAACGGUACGUUUGUUUCUGGCUUUGGCUACAGCUUUUCAAUGGCCCCUUCACCAAGUUGAUAUCAACAACGCUUUCCUCCACGGGUAUCUCGAUGAGGAAAUCUUCAUGACAACUCCUGAAGGAUACUUUGUUCCCCCUGGCCACGCUUUUACUCAAGCGUUCCUUUCUGGGCAUGAUGACUGCCUUUUCUUUAAGGCGUUGCCUUUUGGAUUUAUUGGUCUUCUCGUUUACGUUGAUGACGUUCUUCUUAUGGCUCCUUCACUUGACCUCAUUUCUCAAGUCAAAGUGUAUCUUGAUGGCCUAUUCAGUAUCAAGGACUUAGGUUGUGCACGGUAUUUUCUUGGCUUACAAAUUGCACGCUCUGCAGCUGGCACAUCUAUUACAAAGUCGAAAUAUAUUCAUGACAUUAUUCGUGACUGUGGUCUCCAAUCGGCCAAGCUUGUGGCUACUCCCUUGCCCUCUGGAAUUAAACUCCAUUCUGCUUCUAGUGCUCCUCUUGCUGAUCCAGAACGUUACAGACGUUUAGUUGGGCGUUUGUUGUACUUAUGUUUCACUCGACCGGAUAUAUCACAUAGCGUACAACAACUCAGUCAGUUCAUUCAGACUCCUUGCCAAUCUCAUUGGCGUGCUGUGCUGCACUUAGUUCAUUACUUAAGCAGUUGUCCAAACCUUGGACUAUUUUUCCCUUCCUCAAAUUCGCUUCAACUGCAGGCCUUUUGCGAUGCUGAUUGGGGUGCUUGUCUCGACUCACGUUGCUCUCUCACUGGCUUUGCCAUCUUCCUUGGGCCGGCCUUGAUCUCUUGGAAAACGAAAAAGCAAAGCACCGUCUCACGCUCCUCUGCCGAGGCUGAAUACCGUAGUAUGGCAGCCACCUCUUGUGAACUUCAAUGGAUAGCUUAUUUGCUGAAGGAUUUUGGUGUUUCCGUUACCCUUCCUAAACCAUUUCACUGCGACAAUCAAGUUGCCAUUCACAUCAUGGCUAAUCCGGUGUUUCAUGAGCGCACGAAACACCUCGACAUUGAUUACCAUGGUCGUGCGAAAUUGCUACAACUCUCCUUUUCUGGUCUUCUAGGCAAGUUGGGCUUGUUUGCUGUCGCCCCAAGUCCCACUUAUUGGGGGGAGGGGAGUGUUGGGAAUUCUCGGAUGGAAGAUGUCAACAUUGCAUCUAAGGCUGGCAUUGGUUAA
Sesamum indicum (sesame) is the source of this 1242-nucleotide messenger RNA. NCBI's taxonomy places the organism in Eukaryota, Viridiplantae, Streptophyta, Magnoliopsida, Lamiales, Pedaliaceae. The record is from RefSeq and is a predicted model, not a curated record.